AUGUCCUACCCGCAGUUUGGGUACCCCUACUCCUCGGCACCCCAGUUCCUGAUGACCACCAACUCCCUGAGCACGUGCUGCGAGUCCGGCGGCCGCACGCUGGCCGACUCCGGGCCAGCCGCCUCGGCCCAAGCGCCCGUCUACUGCCCCGUCUAUGAGAGCCGGCUGCUGGCUACUGCGCGCCACGAGCUCAACUCAGCCGCGGCGCUCGGCGUCUACGGGGGCCCCUACGGCGGCUCGCAGGGCUACGGCAACUACGUGACCUACGGUUCCGAAGCGUCCGCCUUCUACUCGCUGAACAGCUUCGACGCCAAAGACGCACCGGGAUCCGCACAUGCGGGCCUCGCUCCCGCUGCCGCCGCCUACUACCCGUACGAGCCGGCGCUGGGCCAGUACCCGUAUGACAGGUACGGGACCGUGGACAGCGGCACGCGGCGGAAGAACGCCACGCGCGAGACCACCAGCACGCUCAAGGCCUGGCUGCAGGAGCACCGCAAGAACCCCUACCCCACCAAGGGCGAGAAGAUCAUGCUGGCCAUCAUCACCAAGAUGACCCUCACGCAGGUCUCCACCUGGUUCGCCAACGCGCGCCGGCGCCUCAAGAAGGAAAACAAGAUGACGUGGCCUCCGAGGAACAAGUGCGCAGAUGAGAAACGGCCCUAUGCCGAGGGCGAGGAGGAAGAAGGGGUCGAGGAGGAAGGCCGGGGGCAGCCCCUCAAGAGCACCAAGGCUGAAGAGCCCAUCGGCAAAGGCAAGGACCUGGAGCUCAGCGACUUGGAGGACUUUGACCCCCUGGAGGGAGAACCCCCAGAGUGCGAGCUGAAGCCUCCCUUCCAGCCCCUGGACGGUGGCCUGGAUCGCAUCCCCACCGGGCCAGAAGGGACCAGCGCCCCGGGGAAGGAGGCUCCGGGCGCCCUCCGGAUGCCCCUGGCCGCGGGGGGCGGGGCCGCUCUGGACCAAGACCUGGAGAGGGCCCGGAGCUGUCUCCGGAGUGCGGCGGCCGGGCCGGAGCAGCCGGCGGGCGCGGGCACGGGGGGCGGCCCGCAGGCCUGCGAGUCCAAGCUGGGCUUCGCUCCCGCUGGGGCGUCGGGUGGCCUCGAGGCUAAGCCGCGCAUCUGGUCCCUGGCACACACGGCCACCGCGGCCGCCGCCACCGCCUUCAGCCAGACUGAGUUUCCCUCAUGCAUGCUCAAGCGCCAAGGCCCCCCCGCGGGCCCGGCCGCCCCCUCCUCGGCACCCGCCUCCUCCUCGCCCGCGGCCCCCGCCGGGGCCCUGGAUAGGCACCAGGACUCCCCGGUAACCAGUCUCAGAAACUGGGUAGACGGGGUCUUCCACGACCCCAUCCUCAGGCACAGCACUUUGAACCAGGCCUGGGCCACAGCCAAGAGCGCGCUCCUGGACCGGGGGCCGCUGGGCCGCUCGCUGGGGGCGGGCGCCAACGUGCUGACCACGCCCCUGGCACGCCCCUUCCCGCCCGCCGCGCCUCCCGACGCCCCUGCCGCCGGCGCAGCCAAGGACCUGCUGGCCUUGCCCAAAGCCGGCGGCAAGCCCUUCUGCGCCUAA
Molecule: messenger RNA, 1563 nt
Organism: Dama dama (fallow deer)
Lineage: Eukaryota; Metazoa; Chordata; Mammalia; Artiodactyla; Cervidae
Gene: IRX4
Product: iroquois homeobox 4
Exons: 5
Coding region: 1-1563 (520 amino acids)
Biological process (GO): neuron differentiation; cell development; regulation of transcription by RNA polymerase II
Cellular component (GO): nucleus
Molecular function (GO): RNA polymerase II cis-regulatory region sequence-specific DNA binding; DNA-binding transcription factor activity, RNA polymerase II-specific
Source: RefSeq, a predicted model, not a curated record